This is a messenger RNA of Striga hermonthica, 1125 nucleotides long. NCBI's taxonomy places the organism in Eukaryota, Viridiplantae, Streptophyta, Magnoliopsida, Lamiales, Orobanchaceae. The record is from the annotation of a GenBank genome assembly.
AUGGUCAAUGGGAAUUCUGAUUCAUCUGUAGUAGUAGGUCACGAGCUCGUUCAAGUUGACCAACUUGGCCUUUCUAGAGAUCCAGUCGAUGACUCUACCAGGGAGAUCGACUGGGAAGGCCAUGAGCAAGCUCUGAAACCAUCGAGUUCUCCUAAGAGCACUCAUGGCUCUUAUAGUUUUGAGUUUUUUCCUCGAGAUGUCUCGGUUGAUGGGGAUCCUUUCGAGAGGAUGAUUUUCGAGCUCUUCACUGAUGUGGCUCCGAAGACUGCUGAAAACUUCCGUGCACUUUGUACUGGUGAAUAUGAAGAAAGUGUAUACGGCGAGAAAUUUCCAGCUGGUUUGUUGUCUAUGGCAAUUGCUGAUCGUGAUGAAAAGGGCUCAUUGUUUGUUGUCACCUUUAAGGCUGAUCAUCGUCUUGAUAGGAAAAGAGUUGUCUUUGGUAAACUUGUGGAUGGGCAUGAAAUGUUGAAGAAGAUCGAAGAUGCCGAAGAUGACAAGGGGAAACCUGCUGUGACAGUGAAAAUAGUCAAUUCUGGAGCAUUACAUGAUGAUAAAAAUAGGGAGAAUAACUUGAAAAUGGGGAAGAGUGCUGCAGAGCAAAAUAAUCACUCGGUAAAACGCAAGGGGAAGCACAAGAAAUCUUCAAAGAAAAAGAGGAAAAGAAGAAGAUAUUAUACCUCUGAAUCCGAUAGUUCGUCAGAUACUGAUAUUGAUUCAUCUGAUUCAGACACAGAUUCUGAAUCUGAUGCUUCCUCAUUAAGUGACACCAGUUCUUCUAGUGAUGAUCGACGUAAGAGACGGAAGAGAUCCAAGAGGGACAGACAUAGGCGUGCAAGAAAGAAGGAUAGGCGACGCGAGAAAAGACGAAGGAGGCGACACAAGAAGAAAAGGAAAUCUAAAAGGGAUAAUGCCUCGGACAGCGAGAGCGAUAAUAAUUCUGGAAGUAGCUCUCAAGAUGAUGUUGCAGUUGGAGCAUCUGAUGUCAAGCAUAAACGCUCUGACAAUCAAUCUCCUCUAGUUGAACGAGAAAAUGAGAAAGAUAAUCCUAAAAAAGGGGAUGGUGAAGAUACGCCAGCCAGGGAGGACGGUGACACUGCAAAAGAAAAAUGGGCACCAUCAAAAUAA